AUCUUCAUUUCAUUUCAUUUCACUCCAUAUUGGUUAUCAUUUUUCAUAAAAAUAAGAAUAUAAAUUAAAAUAAGACAUGACUUAAAGGUAUUAGUUAUCAGGUCAUGAAAUCCCUAAAAAAAAUGUCAUUAUAGGAGUUGUUGUUUUGGUAAAAAUGAUUGGCGAACACAAUGAAAACAUUCUAUCUGAUAUGCUACCCACUUACUAUGCCAGGCAAUUUCCGCAAAAUAUAUUCUGUAGAUGGCUAGCAUGCGGUAGUUCGCCUCAACCGCUCUGUAACAGAGAAUUAUCAUUUACUUUAGCUGACGAUGUCUACCUCCGUUAUUUGUCGAUUUCGCAUCAAAAGGAUUUACAAACCCUUCUUCAAAAGAAAUGUCCACACAAAUUGGAUGUUGGAGCAGUUUACAACACAAAGCCUUCUGUAGGAAGACAUGACGCUGUAGUGAUAUCGCGAGAACUAGUAUUCGAUAUAGAUUUAACAGACUAUGAUGAAAUAAGAACAUGUUGUCAAGAAGCUAGAGUGUGUGAAAAAUGCUGGAAAUUUAUGGUUAUUGCAUGUGAAAUCAUUGAUAAAGCUUUAAAAGAUGACUUCGGGUUCCAAAGCAUCCUGUGGGUAUUUUCAGGUCGGCGUGGUAUUCACUGUUGGGUAUCAGAUUAUGAAGCCAGAACUCUCGAUAGUCCAGGUCGAGGAGCUAUUGCCGAUUACCUUUGUUUAAUCGUAGGUGGUGAAAACCAAAGUAAAAAAGUGCAUCUUGGCAAUGAAAACUUACAUUCCAGUAUAAGGCGUGCCUUAAAUAUAAUAGACAAAUACUUUGAACAAUUAUUACAAGAUCAGGAAUUUUUAGCAACAGAUAAGCUAAACUCAUUUUUGAAGUUGAUACCAGAUGAUGCGUUAAAAUCACAGGUUGAAACAACUUUGAAAAAAAUGCAGGAACCAUCAUUGAAUAAGUGGAACACUUUUAUAAAUAUUUAUGAAAAUUAUUGCAGAGAGAAUGGAAAUGUUAUACGAAAAAUAAAAUAUCUUAUAGAAGAAAUAAAAAUUCAAUAUUGCUACCCCAGAUUAGAUGUUAAUGUGACAAAAGGUUUCAAUCACUUGCUCAAGUCUCCAUUCAGUAUACAUCCGAAAACUGGAAAAGUGUCUGUUGUUUUCAAGUCAGCAAAUGCAAAGAAUUUGAAGAUCGAUGAAAUACCAACAAUAUACAGUUUAUUAGAUGAUAGUGUCGCCGAAAAUAACCAACAUGAAACUAAUAUGAAAGCGGCUGUUAAAAUUUUCCAAGAACUUGUAUUCGCUUUGGAGAAAACUGAAGCUAUGAGAAAACGCAGUGAUGCCAGUAAGACUAUUUUAGUUUUUGUUAUCUUGUUUAUGUCUACUACUACUACUGAGCUGGCGCUAUCACCACUGGCGCUGUCACACCAGCGGUACUUGGGCCUCCCUACGGGGCGGCGUCCCUCCGGUACACCCGUUUCACAGCCCGAUCCUGCUCCAUACGUACUACAUGUCCGAACCAUCCGAGCCUCCGUGCCUUCAUCUCCCCCAGAAUAUUUCGCUCACCAAAAAGCCUCUCCACAUCCUUAUUUUUCCGGACGUGCCAAGAACCGUCUUCUUUCCGAACUGGUCCUAGUAUUUUUCUCAAUACCUUUCGCUCAAUACCUUUGUUUCGGAGCGAAAGGUUGUUAAUGUCUAAACUGAAAUAAUAACCAGAGUAAAUGUUAAAUGUGUUUAAAUGGAACUUGUCUAAAGAACUCUUUAUAAUUAUUAUUUUUGUUGCAGAUACAUCAUUGGAUUUUUAAAUCAAUGAACAUGUGAUUCUCAAAUAAAGUUUAAUAAUGAAAAUAUGUAA
Molecule: messenger RNA, 1841 nt
Organism: Bombyx mori (domestic silkworm)
Lineage: Eukaryota; Metazoa; Arthropoda; Insecta; Lepidoptera; Bombycidae
Gene: DNApol-alpha50
Product: DNA primase small subunit
Exons: 6
Coding region: 155-1678 (507 amino acids)
Biological process (GO): DNA replication, synthesis of primer
Cellular component (GO): alpha DNA polymerase:primase complex
Source: RefSeq, a predicted model, not a curated record